AGUGAAGCAUUAGAAAUGUUUCGUAACACAUGGCGGUUUGCGGAAUACCCCUUCCUUCCUAUCCAUUUUUGCAUCUGCCCUUCUGGUUCAUUUGUGUUUGGCCAUAUAGGGGGACUUCUGAUGUGUUUGUAAUGCAAGCGCUGGCAUCUUUAUUUGAGCUAUCACUUGAGGAGUAACUAAAGACAGAGACAGAGGAGUUCAAAAUAGGGACAUCCCUCUUAAUGUGGAAGUAAAAGAGCCAGUGGCUUGGAGAAAGAAAUGAAUCGAGGAUAAAGAUCUCACAUUACAAGUAGCUGGAUGCAGACUUGCUCCAUUUUCUGGCUUCUGAAAUGGGGUAGGAUUGAGCAAAAUUGAGCAAGAGAGGAAGGAAGGAUGAGGGAGUGAGAGAGAGAAGGAGAGACGGAAAGAGAAUGAGCUGGUAACGCAUCCCCCCUGGCCGUGUUCUUUUGGAGAUAAACACGCUAGUUACGGAGUGCACCACCUCACUGUGUUGACGUGAUUAUUCUGAGACGCAGCUUGCAACCAAGCUCAUCUGGCUGCACGCAGCUCUCCAAAGAUUUUUUCCCUUGUUUGCAAAUGGAGAAAAUUCCAAGUUUGCAUUUUAAUGUGAAGCCAUAUAAGUGGGAUUUGAUAGAGAAAAAGCUGUUGUUAUGUCGACUGGAAGGGCUUAGGCGGUGGACGUGGAUGCGCUGCAGCAGCGCAUGUGUGGGUUAAAGAAGACAAGUGGGCUCCAGCCUGCAAUUUUUCUUUGGAUGUAUCCUAAGAAGGUUUUCUUCUCUGGCCUUAAUUAUUUGUUACAAAGGUCGCUCUCGGAAAAACAGUGGAACGCCGGCAAAAGGAGGACAAUUGUUAGUGAGCGGCUAUCGGAUAUCACCAAACUCUGGUGGACGGAUGGAGAGAAGUUAACUCUCUUUGUUUGCAUGUAGUUCAACUUGUAAAUGAGCUGUCAGUGCCUUCUUACUCCAGUGCUAAGACAAUUUUCUAGCUGCAUCUUGGUUAUGGGGAUGCGGGCCAUCUUACUCUUCCCUAGAUGACACUGUUGCUAUAGUGAUUGAGAUGCUUAUGCUGUUGCUCUGCUAAGGCAUCAUCUUCUUCAUUGCUCGGGAGGAAUGGCAACUGAUUUGGCAUUCGACCUCACUUUUUACGAGAGGCGUCGGGAACACAGGUCACCUUCUUUGCCAGUGAUACGCAGUGACCUGACAGUAGAAGCAUGCCUUAUGCGAAAGUACUCACGGGGUUCGCUGGAGAGCACCCGGCGUAUGCUGCAGAUGGCAGAAGAGAGCAAGGAAGCGGGUAUCAAGACAUUGGUUCUCCUGGAUGAACAAGGAGAGCAACUUGAUCGGAUUGAAGAGGGUAUGGACCAGAUCAAUACAGACAUGAGAGAAGCUGAGAAGAAUCUCACUGGAUUAGAGAAAUGCUGUGGAAUCUGCGUCUGUCCCUGGAAAAAAUUGGGUAACUUUGAGAAGGGUGAUGACUACAAGAAAACAUGGAAAGGAAAUGACGAUGGCAAGGUCAACUCUCACCAGCCAAUGAGAGUGGAGGAUGAUCGUGACGGUAUGGCAGGCAACCAAACCAUGAUUACAAGAAUAACAAACGAUGCUCGCGAGGAUGAGAUGGACGAGAACUUGACCCAGGUAAGCGGCAUUGUGGGUAAUCUACGUCACAUGGCCAUCGACAUGCAGAGUGAGAUCGGAGCCCAGAAUCAACAGGUGGAACGCAUCACCAGUAAGGGUGACUCUAACGUGGAGCGCUUGGCUGUAGCUAACAGCCGUGCUAGCAAGCUUCUGAAAUAAACCCUUACAUGGAUUGCUAUGCGUGGGGAUGGAGUUGCACACCACACCCAGUGGAAUCAUCCAAGAUUAAUAAAAGAUUAACCAUCAAAAGCAGUUCAUACAUUUUUAUUUGAUUUUAGUUAUCCAUCAGGAAUACUACAACUGCAAUGAAAAUAGUUUGGAGUACUUUUUUUCUCUCUUGAGAAUGACAACACUUAAUUCUAAAUUUUCUGUAUGUUGUUUAUCAUGAAAGCAAUUUACCGUACUUGAUUAUUUCAUGAAAGCAAAGUAGUAUUUUGCUGGUAUCGUAUAUUUUCUCAAGCACAUCAGUCUGAAUUUCCCCAUUUUUGCCUUCAUGCAUAUGAAUGGCUCUUUGAUAUAAACCUGACACAAUACAAACAUUUUUAGUUUAAUAGGCACAAAACACAUCAUGCUUGGGAUCCAUCUAUUGAAUUGUAUAGAUCCUAAAUGUUUUCAACCGGAACUAUAUCAGCUAUUAAUUUUUAAAUCCUCCCAUUCAAACUUAAAACUCCAACCAAAUAUCAUUGUGAAUAAAGUUAACAUUUUUCCCCUGCAAUAUUUACCGUGUCAUUUUUUUUAUUGUCAAUGAAUGAAAGAGACUUCAGUUCGAGAAGCAAGAACACAAAUCAAUUCAAAUUAUGUCGAGCAGCCUUGUAGAAUAUAUAGGCUUAGUAAGAUUCAGAAAUGAUGUAAAAUUGCAAAAUAACUGUUUUUACAUAUUUUUCAAAAGAAACCAUACAAUUUCAGUAUUCUAUAUUAAUAGGGAAUGUACUAGCAAUCACCAUUUUGGGUAUUAUUUUGUCGCAGAAGAUCAUACGCAAAUUUAAAGGUUAAUAAUCCAUCCUAUAUAUAUCUCUUCUGGGCCCUGUUGCAUAAAAGUUACUAUUAUGGUAACUACCAUGGUAACGAUGAUCAUCAGCCAAUCAAAUCCAAGGAUGCAUAAAAAUGCUAACUUUUAUGCAACACUGGCCCUGGUCCCCUUCCUGAAGUCAUAAAUUAGUCAACCACAGCUUGUUAUAAAAUGGGUGUUACCUUUUGAGAGUCAUUUGGAUGAAGCCAUGCCUAGAAGACAUCUCUCGAUAUUAUUUUAAGCUCACAGAACAAACUUCCCUGCAAUAAACCUUUAUAAAUUAUCAUUCCAUAUUACUAUUUCUCAAGUAUCUGUGUGAUUCCCCCAUUCAUGUACCCGUCUUUGGAUAGUGGUUUGAUAAUUGUUUUAUCUCACAUAGUUUAGUGCGACCCCUUUGCUUCUCAUAUAAUCUCAUAUUUAAUUGUAUUCUAUACCUAUUUUAUAUAUCAUUUUACAGGACAUGUCCUUACUUAAUCCCAGUGUUCAUUUAAUAAUUGUUCUCCAGUUCUCUGUAAUCUGGCAAAAUGUAAAUCUGUCCUUUUGAAAAACUCUAUGCAAUUUUCUGAAUGUUGAAUGGAUGUUUGAACAUAAAGUGAUGGUAAUACUGAAAUUGCUCCCCCCAUUUUGUCUUUUGAUGGCAUCUAAAAUUGUUGCAGAUGUAGUACGGUUUUGGAAAGGAUUUCUUAGUUGUUUAAUCAUGGUACAGUUGUGUAAAGUUUGUGACCUUAUUCUCAAAAUUGGCAAAAAAGUUUUGUAUUGUUAUUGAUUAUAUUGUAACUGGGUUAAAGUGCUUAUCCAUUUAUGAAAAAAAAAUUGCCACAAAAUUUUCCUUACAAGUCUUUUUGAAAGACAAUUGAAUAUUGAAUUUUAGAAGUUAUAAUUUUUUGAUAGAAUUAUCCUUUUGUAUAUUUUAUCAGACAGCAGUCUUUUAUUUAUUGCAUCAUUGCGUGGAAAAUUCAAUCAAUUUCUGAAUAUAAUUACCAGAUAUUGUUGGUUUUUAUAUGAUCCAUCAUUCCUCCCACCAAUUGUUCUUGAAAACAUCAUGCAACAUUUUAUAUUAAAAGAAAAAGAAACAGUUUGGCCCUUGUUACAAGCAUUUUACAAUUGGAAAUAGAGCGCCUGAAAAAAUGUAGCAGUUUGAUAGAGCAUUAUGAAAAUUUUCACACACAAAAUUUGUCAUGAAUUUGUUCAUUGUGUCCUAGGGUAUGGCCACAUGAAUACCUGAUAAUUAGCAAAAGUGAUGAAGUGAAGUAAUUACUCCUGGUUCAUUGCUGUUUAGAACCAGGCCAAUUUAUAAUCAUUCCAUUAAGACCAAGUAGGUAUUCAUGUGGACACAUAAUGUGUUAUCAUUAGACAAUUCCCUGAAAACUUGGGCUGUGGAUGAUUUUAAUGGGAUAUGGUGUCCAUAAUGCCAAAAUUCCCCCAAAAACGAAAUUUGAUGGAAUCACUUCAGGAUCUAUUACUUGCAUGGUCCUAAUGAAUGCCUAACUUGGUCUAUGUACAUAUUAAAGUGUAAUAUAUUUAUAGGCCUAUAUGUAUAACAUUCCACAUCAGAUUCAUAUAGACCAAUAUUUAAACUCCUAAACCUUUCCAUGGCAAAACCUUGCUAUACCCUCCCACUCACUUACACAUCUAACUUGAUAUGAUUCAUCCUUCCUACUAGCAUUUUGUCCGACACCUACUCCAUGCAUCAGACCCACCAUAUUAUUUUUGUCAUAGCUGUUAGAGCCAUCCACAUUCUUUUAUUAUUCAUACCAAUUUUUAUGAACCUAAUUCAGACUUUACCAAUCCUUUCUCUCCAUAUAUCAAAUUUCUCACCUCCCAUGCAUUGCCCCAAGCUAAAAGACAUACCCAAUCACCUCAUCGUUUCAUCUUCUUCAAGGGUCUAUAUAUCGUCCUCAUUUCCUUCCUGUUUUCCUCCUUCAAAACAAAGAUCCUCAUCAAGUUAUCCCCCAUCCUUUGCCUAUUUUAAGAAUGGCUCUGCAUAAUAUUUAGCAAAUUCAAUAAUAUUGGCCUGGAUUUGGUUCAAACGAUUUAACCCAACCGGGGAUAGAAGAAAAAAAAUAGAGUGAAUAUCUGCCCACGCAUUGAAGGAGGAAAGCAUACAAACAAACUUUGAUACAGGGUCAUAUGAAAUGGGGGAUUUGUGAAUACAAGCAGGGAACUGCUGUCAAGUUUUUCCUCAUGAGAAAUGUCCUAUUUUGGGAAAACAAGUUAUCUAUUUGACGGAAGUGAUUUGGUGAGAAGCUAUAUAAUGUAGGUGAAAACAUUGGAAUGCUUACUUCUUAAAAAAAAGGACAAAUUUACAUUCUGUUAUUGGCUUGAAAGCAAUAUCAGUUUUGGUUGACAUUUUCCUCAGAGAAGUUACUUUACAAAGAUUAUUAUUAAGUUCGUGAUAGAGAAUAUCAUUAUCCUCCAAAAGCUUUAACAGUCUUUUAUAUUAUCUGAAAGGAAAUGAGAUAAAGUUUAUCAUUGAAUGAACCUUCUCGGGACUCAGAGAGUUGCUCUUAGUAUAUUGAUUGGACAUGCUUCCUAUUUUCCCCCUUUCGGGUUGUGUUUUUAGGAGUACCAUAAAGUGAAUGAUUAUUGGUUAACGUAGGAUAGCAUUAUUAGCAUACAUGAGUGUGAAAAUAACUCUUGUGCACAAGACCAGUUUUAAGUACACUGCCAUGAAUAGGAAGGAACAAACUAUAGCUAGAAACGCUUUUCCUCAAACUUGCCAUGAUUGUGUAUGUAUGUUCCAUCGUGCUUGCCACGCUUCGUGUGUAUCGUCAUCCUCCACCUGACAGAUGGCCACUCAGUCUCAUGCGACCAUAGGGCCAAUUAUUGGUAAACACCGCCCUCUCUCUCCCCCUCUCCCUCUCCAUGUGUAUCGUCACCACACCGCAAGCACCAUGCCUGAUAUAUAUUUUUAUCCUUUGCCAAAGAAGCGCUUGUACUCAAGCACUGACAUUAUGGCCUAUGAUGAAAGCUAAAAGGGCAUCGACUCAUAUUACAGUGCUAAUUGUUAGCUUUCCUUCAAGGAGGUGCUAACAGUCUGGCAUCUUGUUCUUGAAAUGUUGGCUAUACCACUCUUUUCGGUUUUUUAGAAGUCAUUUUUUUUUGGGAAGUUGUCACAAGGGAGUCAACUCCAUGGAGUCAAUUCUUUGUUGAUGUCACCACAAAAUCUAUGCAAUGCAAGUUAAGAUUUGGGUUUGUUCAAGGCUUUGCUUCCUUUAUUAUCUGGAGUCAUGCUGGCCCUGGUCAGACCUGAAUUUACUCUUUGCCUGACCAAAACACUUUCACAUCCACAUUUUGGCUGGCCAAGAAAGUCUUGAUGAAAAAAUGAUUUCAGUGAAUUCUCCCCUGAUAUUAACUUCUUUCAUAUCGAGAUAGGGAAUGAAAUUCUAUGAACAGUCACAUUCUACCCCCAAAUCCCCAUUCCACUGCUGUUGAUGGCAAGAUGUAAAAUAUUUGCCAUCUUCUUUCCUUUCU
This is a messenger RNA of Lytechinus pictus (painted urchin), 6117 nucleotides long. Its product is annotated as synaptosomal-associated protein 25-like. The transcript is spliced from 7 exons. Bases 1110 to 1793 code for a protein of 227 amino acids. Gene Ontology annotation, cellular component: plasma membrane; SNARE complex. Gene Ontology annotation, molecular function: syntaxin binding; SNAP receptor activity. The record is from RefSeq and is a predicted model, not a curated record. Gene Ontology annotation, biological process: synaptic vesicle priming; synaptic vesicle fusion to presynaptic active zone membrane; exocytosis. Lineage: Eukaryota; Metazoa; Echinodermata; Echinoidea; Temnopleuroida; Toxopneustidae.